AUGAGGCUUCCUCCCAGCGAUCAAUUGCUCAAUGCCUUGAUGGCCAACUCCUGGAUCACCCUUCAACUGUCCACUUGUGGAGGUUUUGAGGUCAAAGUCUCUGACACAAGGGGCAAACAGCUUUUGUUGCCAGGUAAAGAGGUAACAAAUAGUAAAUAA
Messenger RNA from Laccaria bicolor S238N-H82, 159 nucleotides. Its product is annotated as glycosyltransferase family 4 protein. Bases 1 to 159 code for a protein of 52 amino acids. The transcript has 2 exons. The record is from RefSeq and is a predicted model, not a curated record. NCBI's taxonomy places the organism in Eukaryota, Fungi, Basidiomycota, Agaricomycetes, Agaricales, Hydnangiaceae.